AUGUCGCUAAAAUUCUGUCAGAAUUGUAACAAUUUAUUGUAUCCAAGAGAGGAUAGAGAAAGGAGGACGUUGUUGUUUGCAUGUCGUAAUUGUAACUUUGAAGAGAGCGCCGUAGAAGCGAGAGUCUACAGGAAUGACUUGAUGCGGCAAUCAAAGGAGGAAGCAGGCGUGACGCAAGACCUUGGAAAGGAUCCUACCCUUCCACGCACGAAUAUAGAGUGUCCAAAGUGUCUAUCCUCACAAUCUGUCUUCUUCCAAGACCAAUCAAAACGGACCGAGACUCGAAUGACGCUAUUUUACGUUUGUAUUAGCUGUAAUCACGCUUUUAGUAAUUUUUAA
Messenger RNA from Wallemia mellicola CBS 633.66, 339 nucleotides. Its product is annotated as DNA-directed RNA polymerase II complex subunit Rpb9. The coding region runs from base 1 to 339 and encodes 112 amino acids. The transcript is spliced from 2 exons. Lineage: Eukaryota; Fungi; Basidiomycota; Wallemiomycetes; Wallemiales; Wallemiaceae. Gene Ontology annotation, biological process: DNA-templated transcription; transcription initiation at RNA polymerase II promoter; transcription-coupled nucleotide-excision repair. The record is from RefSeq and is a predicted model, not a curated record. Gene Ontology annotation, molecular function: zinc ion binding; DNA-directed RNA polymerase activity; nucleic acid binding. Gene Ontology annotation, cellular component: RNA polymerase II, core complex.